AUGCUGCCCACCUUCCUUCUUCACUUGAGUCGCUACAGCAUGCUGAACGGCUACGAAAAUCAUGUUCUGUGGGCUUCCUAUCGAGUUUAUUGGAUCCGUGGUAUCCCCAACAACGGGCUUCAGAAAAAUGUUAUCCCCAACAAUACUUCGUCACAUGCUAACUCGCAGCGGAAGAAGAAGGCCACCGCGACGGCGGCCGCCGCCUCCUCCAAGCGGGAGAGGGAGAGGGAGCGGGAGCGGAACAAGGAGGCGGACGAGGUCACCGUGGAGCUCCGCGCGGUGGGGUUCGGCAAGGAGGUGGUGCUGAAGCAGCGGCGGCGGAUGCGGCGGAGGCGCCGCCUGGGCGAGGAGGAGCGCGCGGCCAUCCUGCUCAUGGCGCUCUCCUCCGGCGUCGUGUACGCCUGACUUGGCUAGCAAUCGCGCCGGCCCCCGAGACGCCGCUCCCAAAGGCGGCGAAAGGAGAGGGGGCCCGAUUCACUGGACGUGCGGCAUGAUCUGAGCCCCAGACAGAUCCGUCCGUCUGGAUCUAUGCUAAGUUUUCCCGGCUAAGUAGUAGCUCGUCGGUUCGAACAAGGCGAGUUAAUAAUCCGUGUCCGUGCUAGGCUAGCUGCUCUGUUCCCCCUCCCAUUGCUUGCUGUGUUCUUGCCACCGCCUCCUCUAGUUGUAAUCCUGCCGCUAGUAGUGUGCUAGUAGUAGCUGUCCUGCUGU
This is a messenger RNA of Zea mays, 708 nucleotides long. RefSeq names its product GATA transcription factor 15-like. Bases 1 to 405 code for a protein of 134 amino acids. NCBI's taxonomy places the organism in Eukaryota, Viridiplantae, Streptophyta, Magnoliopsida, Poales, Poaceae. The transcript has 3 exons. The record is from RefSeq and is a predicted model, not a curated record.